Messenger RNA from Xylaria bambusicola, 1200 nucleotides. RefSeq names its product putative methyltransferase. Gene Ontology annotation, molecular function: S-adenosylmethionine-dependent methyltransferase activity. Bases 133 to 933 code for a protein of 266 amino acids. The transcript has a single exon. Lineage: Eukaryota; Fungi; Ascomycota; Sordariomycetes; Xylariales; Xylariaceae. The record is from RefSeq and is a predicted model, not a curated record.
GUUUAUAAACUGCGGUCAUUUUCCGUCGCCUGGAAUACGCUAUCAAUCGAGUCUAUUCAUACUACUAUCACUAAUAAAGGUUUGAUCAGUUGAUCGAAAAUAUUGUUCACGGUUAAUUAACCCCUUUCCACAAUGGCGCACCCGACGACUGUAGAUCCGCCCUCCAACUCAAUCCGCUACAUCCCCACCAACGAGGCCUACGACAGAUGGGCGGAAGUCUACGAUAGCGACGGCAAUUUCCUACAGGCGCUCGAUGAUUUAGAACUCAAGACACUCUUUCCAAGAUUCGUAGCAUCAAUCAAGUCACCCAAGCCUUGGCGGAUAGUGGACCUGGGAUGCGGCACCGGGCGCAACACGGCGCUCCUCCUCAGGGUUCCCGAGAGCGAGACAAUCGCGCUGGAUGCGAGCAAAGGCAUGCUAGAAGUCGCUAAGACUCGACUUGGGGGUUCAAGUUUAACCCCUGAGCUUUCCGGGAAUAAACCGAUACUUCGCUUUGACGUUUUCGACAUGCUCGCCACUUCGGGGCCUCCAGCAUCUGUAGCCCCUCACACCGUGGAUGCCAUAAUCAGUACGCUCGUCGCUGAGCACAUCCCGCUCUCGGUAUUCUUCGCGCACGUAUCACAGCUACUUCGCCCCGGUGGAGUGCUGCUUCUGACAAAUAUGCACUCCCACAUGGGCUCGAUCUCACAAGCUGGCUUUGUGGACACGGUCACGGGAGAGAAGAUACGGCCGACGAGCUAUGCACACACUGUUGAAGACACGAUACUCGAGGCGCGUAAAUGCGGGCUUGAUGUUGAGACUGAUGCAGAGGGGAAUGGGAUUAUUGAAAGGGCAGUUAGUGAAGACAUGGUUGAGAAACUGGGACUUAGAAGUGGGAAGUGGGUUGACAUCACAUGCUGGUUUGGUGGGAUAUUUCGUAAAGCGGAUUCAUGAGCGCCUAUGAAAUACCUAGAGCGACAUAAUUUUAUAUGACAUUAUUGUCAAAAUGCUUAAUAUACCAGGGUACCCAUGUUAACCCUAGCCUGCACUAUUAUGACGGAUGACACAAGAUCUUGAUAUUCCUUUCAAGGUCUAUCAGGUAGUGUAGAUGAGGUGACAAUGGUUUACUACCAGAAGAAGAGGCCAGACUCACGAACUAGUCACCGACUAUAUGUACUUAGGUGCACCUAUUCUGGGCCGUUAAUGCUAGCUUGAUAAAAG